Pogona vitticeps (central bearded dragon) is the source of this 3419-nucleotide messenger RNA. Lineage: Eukaryota; Metazoa; Chordata; Lepidosauria; Squamata; Agamidae. The record is from RefSeq and is a predicted model, not a curated record.
AUGUUAUAUUUGCAACUUGUUACUCACAAACUUUCCUUUCUCUUUCAUUUUCAGGCAGAAAUUGUCAAGAGGCUGAAUGCCAUCUGUGCCCAAGUCAUUCCCUUCUUAUCCCAGGAGCACCAGCAACAAGUGGUGCAGGCUGUGGAACGUGCCAAGCAAGUGACCAUGGCAGAACUGAACGCAAUCAUUGGGCAGCAGCAACUCCAGGCCCAGCAUUUAUCACAUGGACAUGGCCUCCCAGUGCCUCUCACUCCACACCCUUCAGGAUUGCAGCCACCAGCCAUCCCUCCCAUUGGCAGCAGCGCUGGCCUUUUAGCCUUGUCGAGUGCCCUUGGGGGACAGUCCCAUCUCCCGAUCAAAGAUGAAAAGAAGCAUCAUGAUAAUGAUCACCAAAGAGACAGAGACUCCAUAAAGAGCUCAUCUGUGUCUCCAUCAGCCAGUUUUAGAGCCUCUGAGAAGCACAGAAAUUCAACAGACUACUCUUCUGAAAGCAAAAAGCAGAAAACAGAAGAAAAAGAAAUAGCAACCCGUUAUGACAGUGAUGGUGAAAAGAGUGAUGAUAACUUGGUGGUUGAUGUUUCCAAUGAGGAUCCAUCAUCGCCACGAGGAAGCCCAGCACAUUCUCCACGGGAGAAUGGCUUGGACAAGACUCGUCUACUCAAGAAAGAUGCACCAAUUAGUCCAGCCUCGAUAGCAUCUUCCAGCAGUACUCCUUCCUCCAAAUCCAAAGAACUUAGCCUUAAUGAAAAAUCUACCACCCCUGUGUCAAAGUCAAGUACCCCCACCCCACGGACUGAUGCGCCAACACCAGGCAGUAAUUCGACUCCUGGACUGCGGCCAGUUCCAGGCAAACCACCAGGGGUCGAUCCAUUAGCUUCAGGCCUAAGAACACCUAUGGCAGUACCUUGUCCUUAUCCUGCCCCGUUUGGAAUAGUACCCCAUGCUGGAAUGAAUGGGGAGCUGACCAGCCCUGGAGCUGCAUAUGCAGGUCUGCAUAACAUCUCUCCUCAAAUGAGUGCAGCAGCCGCUGCUGCAGCUGCGGCUGCGGCUUAUGGGAGGUCUCCAGUGGUUGGUUUUGAUCCACAUCAUCAUAUGCGAGUCCCAGGCAUCCCUCCGAAUCUGACAGGCAUCCCAGGAGGAAAACCAGCAUACUCAUUUCAUGUGAGUGCUGAUGGACAAAUGCAGCCUGUACCUUUCCCUCCUGAUGCCCUGAUCGGACCAGGAAUCCCCCGACAUGCUCGACAGAUAAAUACCCUGAACCACGGGGAAGUGGUGUGUGCAGUUACUAUUAGCAACCCAACGAGGCAUGUGUACACCGGUGGAAAAGGAUGUGUCAAAGUGUGGGAUAUCAGUCAUCCAGGGAACAAAAGCCCUGUCUCUCAGCUGGAUUGUCUGAACAGAGAUAACUACAUCCGCUCCUGCAGAUUGCUCCCAGACGGCCGCACCCUAAUUGUUGGGGGGGAAGCCAGUACGUUAUCCAUUUGGGACCUGGCUGCUCCAACUCCACGCAUCAAAGCCGAGCUGACAUCCUCUGCCCCAGCCUGCUAUGCUUUAGCAAUCAGCCCUGACUCCAAAGUCUGCUUCUCCUGUUGCAGUGAUGGGAACAUAGCGGUUUGGGAUCUGCACAAUCAGACUCUAGUCAGGCAGUUCCAAGGCCACACAGAUGGAGCCAGCUGCAUUGACAUUUCCAACGACGGCACUAAGCUCUGGACGGGAGGCCUGGACAAUACAGUGAGAUCCUGGGACCUGAGGGAAGGAAGACAGCUCCAGCAGCAUGACUUCACCUCACAGAUCUUUUCCUUGGGCUAUUGCCCAACUGGAGAAUGGUUGGCAGUAGGCAUGGAGAACAGCAACGUUGAAGUCCUUCAUGUCACAAAACCAGACAAGUAUCAACUCCAUCUUCAUGAGAGCUGUGUGUUAUCCCUGAAAUUUGCUCAUUGUGGCAAAUGGUUUGUAAGCACUGGAAAAGAUAAUCUUCUGAAUGCAUGGAGAACACCUUAUGGAGCCAGUAUAUUCCAGUCCAAAGAGUCGUCUUCUGUGCUUAGCUGUGAUAUCUCUGUGGAUGACAAAUACAUUGUCACUGGCUCUGGGGACAAGAAAGCUACAGUCUAUGAAGUUAUUUAUUAGAGACAAAUCUGAAUGAAAGCCCUACUCCUCCUUGUAGCACUUUGCUGUAUAUUACUUUUAUUUUUCUCCUUCCCUAUCUGAGGACUGAAAAUGUUCAUCACAGUUGUGGAAUAGUCCCACUAGAUUUGCUAUUUAAUAGCAACCGCUCGUUAAGAACUUGUAAUACCAAAUCUCCAGCUAUCUACUUGGAAGAAGAUAGAAUAAGCAUACUUAACAGGGAACUGACUCUUUUAAUUAUGUAUCAUAGCUGUAAUGUAUUUAUUUUGUUUAAAGAAAUCUUUCUAACAAGGAACUGACUAAAUAAAGUGGUCUGCUUCUGCCUUGGAUUUGAAGAGAGAAGUACAAUAAUGUGUCUCAAAGAAUCACCUUCAUUCCUUCUGGAUGUUUUUGCCACAUUUCUUUGAAAAGGGAGAUGUGUGUCUUUGGGCAAUUUUGCAGUUACAAAGAUUACAAAUUUUUUUUGAUACAUUCAUUGGAAAUGGCACUAAGAAGGGAAUGGAUUCCUACAAGUGUACAAACUGUAAAAACAAGGACCUCAGAGGUAGGAUUUAGAAGAGCACUCAUUCUGAAGUGCGGAACAGAAUGGAUUUUCACUCGGGAGAAGGACUUGCUUUAUUUACUGCCAGUUCUAUCCAAGUCUUAGUUGAACGUCCCUGAAAUGGACGCAGGCUGAGCCAUUGUGCCAGAAACAUUGUGUUAUCUUUUUAUGUUGUUGUUGUUGCUGUUAAACUAUGACCUGUGACAUAUUUUUUUUUCUGAAUGCUUUAAAAAAAUCUUUAAGUCUGUGGAUCUGCUGAUGUACAGUGCCUUUGCUGCUAUGGAUCAAAUCAAAAGAACUGUGUAGAUAAACCUUUAUUGUGUAUCUGUACCACAAAUCUGGUGUUUAAUAGCCACUGCCUCUUUCCCAAGAACUCUGGAAAUCAUCAUUUCUGAGAGAUAGAUAACUAUAAAGAAUGUUUGGCCCUUGCACAAUUACAUUUCCAGGUGUUUAUCAUGGCCUUUCAAGAAGGUAUGACAGUGAAACUAAUAUAAAAUUGGCAAUAGGUCUCUGGUGGUAUAGAUAUACCUUUAUUCUGCAUCGUUCUUUUGUAGUUUUAGGUUUUCAUUUGAUCAGUAAAACAGGCCGUAUUCUACCUAGGUGAAAAAUAUGCUAUGUUUUAUAUUUCAAAGCUCACAGGUACAGAGGUUUUUCUUCCACUGCAGUUUUGCAUCCUUAGUUGCAGUGUGGACAUUGAUACAUCUGAAUUGUUCAUUUAGACUACAGAGUGACGCUCCAUAAUUAUAAGGGCACA